UGUUUGGCCCAUUCGCAAAGAGAGUGAGUGCUUGUGAUUUCGUGUCGUUUUUUUGUCUCGCUAUUUUAUGUGGUCGCAACAUGGUUUUUCUCUAUAAAAAAUGUGCACUUGACACCAAUGACAAAUUCGGCAGGUUUGUGCUUGCAGCCGAAGACAUAAAAGCCGGCGAGUUACUGUUGAGUGAAUCGCCACUUGUGUGCGGCCCAUAUUGGGACUGUCCAAUGAACUGUUUGAAUUGUUAUGCGCCAUCGGACACAACGUGCAAGAAGUGCAAAGUGGUUCCAUUGUGCUGGAAUUGCUAUGACAGUCAUAAUGCAAUCGAAUGUGAAACAUUGAAAAAGCUUGAAUUGCCCGACACAUUUCUAAUCGAUAAUUUCGGUGUGGUGACACCGUUGCGUGUUUUAUUAUUAUUUUAUCGAUAUGCUGAGCAAAAUGCACGGGCAAACGGUGCUACGGCUACGGACGAUCUAAAAUAUCAAAUCGAUGAACUGAUGUGCAUGGAAUCGCAUUGCGACAAACGACACGGUACAUGGAUUUGGAAUGAGCACGCAAAAAAUGUGAUUCAACCGUUGCGCUCGAUAAAUAUCGAUGCAAAAUUCCAAUCGCUCAAUGCACCAUGGACGUUGACUGAUGAUUUUCUGCAGAAAUUGUGCGGCAUUCUGGAUGUGAACACCAUGGAAGUUCGAACGAAACACUUUGAGGAGUUUCCCGUACGGGGUCUAUACACUCAAGCAGCCCUCUUAGCUCACGAUUGCAUUGGAAACACAUUCAUAAGCGUUGACAACAAUAAACAACUGAAAGUCUACGCCAGUUUGGAUAUUAAAAUGGGCGAAAUAGUCUAUAGCAAUUAUACUGCUUCGCUGUAUGGUACUGAAGCGCGGCAAGAGCAUUUAACAAAGGGAAAAUAUUUUGAGUGCGAGUGCUCGCGAUGCAUGGAUCCCACGGAGUUUGGGACACAUUUGAGCUCAAUGCGAUGUCAAUCGUGCACCAUGGGCUACAUGAUUCGCAUGGAUGGUAAAACCACAUGGAAAUGCUUAAAUUGCAAUACAAAUGUGCCAAGCGAACAAAUCCAAUUGAUUUUACGCGACAUUCGGCUACAGGUCCAACAAAUUAGCCCAAACAUUGAACGCAUCGAAUUGCUCAUCACCAAAUACACGCAAAUACUCCAUCCAAAUCAUUAUUUACUCAUUGAAUUGAAACAAAAAUUGGCAGCAGUCAUACGUCACAUGAGCGCUACCGCAUAUGAUAAUGCCACCAAUUCCUUUGUCAGUGCCGCAGCCGCCACCAAUGCUGUCAGUAGCAACCAACGCAUACUUUCACCUCUAGAAAAUCUACUGCAACGCAAAAUUGACUUGUGCGAAGAGUUCAUUCCGCUACUUAAUAUUUUGCAGCCGGGCAUUUCGCGCUUGAGAGCAAUCGCAAUGUACGAACAAUUUGCUCCGCUUGUACAACUCGCUCGACUACAGCAUCAACAGAAAAUUAUUACCGAUGCCGAAUAUUUGCACCAACUAAACGAGGCUGAAAAAAUAGCAAAGGAAUCAAUCGGAAUGCUUUUGUAUGAGCCAGCGACAAAUCCCGAAGGAAUGCUGGCCAAACAAGCAAUGUACGAACUCAAAGAGCUUCGUAUAAUCAGGCAGCGGAUUGAAAAAAUUAUGAAAAAAAAAUCAUCUGCACACAAAAUCACAACGAAAGCCUGAUCGAAUGGAGCAAAUAUAAUGAAUCUUUUUUUGUAUGUGUUCAUAGAAAUAAAAUGCGUUUUUUUUUACCGGAUUUAAAGUAAAGUUUUAAU
Molecule: messenger RNA, 1789 nt
Organism: Sitodiplosis mosellana (orange wheat blossom midge)
Lineage: Eukaryota; Metazoa; Arthropoda; Insecta; Diptera; Cecidomyiidae
Product: SET domain-containing protein SmydA-8-like
Exons: 6
Coding region: 81-1697 (538 amino acids)
Source: RefSeq, a predicted model, not a curated record